Messenger RNA from Closterium sp. NIES-67, 3543 nucleotides. NCBI's taxonomy places the organism in Eukaryota, Viridiplantae, Streptophyta, Zygnematophyceae, Desmidiales, Closteriaceae. The record is from the annotation of a GenBank genome assembly.
CAUUUCCAACCGGGGAUAGCCGUGGCCGUCACCAUCGUCCGUCAGUAUCGAGGCGGACUAGCGUCGUCGUCGCCGUGUCGCUGCUAGUGGUCGCCAUCACUCCGCCGCUCACCGCCUGCCCGCCACACCCGAUUCUGCGCUGGCGUCUCCCAAGAACGAGACCGCUCCGCUCCGCUGCUGUUCUGGAUGCUCCGCCGUUCGGCCUUGGAGUGCGACGGUCGGCCCUCGGCUGGCCGCCGAUGCCGCGACAGCGACGGGGUGGUGCUGCUGGGCGCAGUUGGCGGGUCGGACAACCCGCCGCUGCUGCUUUCUGCUUCCCGCGCCUCCGAUGGGCGUUCGUCGCGCGGGAUGCGGUCGUCGGAGCGAGUGAACCGCUGAGCCUGUGGCGUCUGCGCGCUGCACCCUACGACGACGAGUCUUCUGGAAUCCAUUUCCGAGCACUCGUCUCGCCGUCGGCCGUCCGCCUGAUCACUCUGCGCAAUCGCGCACCACCCCGUCGUAGCCUCUCCGUCGUCUCAUCAGCUGCUCGCCCUCUUCGCACUGCCACUGCUCGCCCUCUUCGCACUGCCACUGCUCGCGCACCAGUCGCCUCCCCGCCAUGGCUGCCCGCCACCGCUACCCUCCCGCGCGCCCCCUGUCGUGCUUCGCGUCCUUCGCGUCGCCCACGCCCUCGCUCACCGCGCUCGUCCCCGCCUCCGACCCCGCGCCCCCCGCCGAGGACGCCUCCCCCUGCGCCUCGGACACCAUGCCUGGCGCGGAUGGCCAUAAUAGCGGGGAUGCGCAUAGCAAGGACGGCAGCGAUGAUGCUGAGCACGCGGGAUGGAGCGGAGGGCGGAAAGGGGGCGCGGCGGGCAUGUGCGAGGAGUAUGUGGCGGCGUGCGCUGCAGUGAUGCGGCGCAGCGAGGACGCCCGUGCCCAAGGCCAUGGCCCCCAUGACGCCCCGUCCGUCUCCGCCGCCAUGGCUGCUGCCUCCGCUGCCGCCAUGGCCGCCGUCUCCCCUGCCUCCUCCGUCUCCCCUGCCUCGGCUGUCUCUCCCUCCCAGCCGUGGAUUGAGCUAGCUGCCAGUGACGUCACCACGGACAUCAGCAGUGACGUCAGCACGGAGAUAUGCAGCGGCAUGGGCGGCGGGGGGAGGCGUGCAUUCGGGUCGCCCAUCGGGCCCUCCCCUGCCGCCGCCGCUGCUGCUGCCGUGUGUAGGCGCGACGGCAGCGAUGAUGCUGCAUGGUGGGAUGGCGGGGCGGGGGAUGGCGGGUGGGUGACGCAGCAGUACCAUCUGCAGACCGUCGACCUCACCUACACACCCCCCGGGGGUCGCACCAUUCUGCACCGGGUCAGUGUGGCGGCUCAUCCCGGGCAGCUGCUGGCGCUGGCGGGGCCCUCGGGCAGUGGAAAAACCUCCCUGUUGGACGCCAUUGGCUGCCGCAUCCACCCGGGCAGCCUGUCCGGCUCCAUCCUGGUCAAUGGCCGCCCCAUGCCGCCCAGCUUCCGCAAGCACUCCGCCUACGUGCUGCAGGAUGACGCGCUUUUCGCUUUGCUCUCUGUGCGCGAGACGCUGGACUUCGCGGCCCGUCUGCGCCUGCCGUCCACAGUGACGCCUGCGGCGCGGCGGCGGCGCGUGCAGCAGCUGCUGCAGCAGCUGGGGCUCACCUCGUGCGCCGACACGCCCGUGGGGGACGAGCGGCACCGCGGUGUGUCGGGCGGCGAGCGGCGGCGCACGUCGAUAGGCGUGGAGGUGAUCCACAACCCGGCCGUGCUGCUGCUGGACGAACCCACCUCAGGUCUCGACAGCUCUUCAGCACUCAAGGUGGUGCAGCUGCUGCACCACAUGGCUGCUCAGGGCAGGCGCACGGUGGUGCUGACGAUCCACCAGCCGUCGUUCCGCAUCAUCGCCCUGCUGCACGCCCUCGCCCUCCUCGUCAAUGGCGCCCCCGCCUUCCACGGCCCCACGGCCGCCCUGCGCGCCCACCUCGCUGCACUCUCCCACCCCGUGCCCCCGCAUGUGAACCUUCUAGAGUUCGCCCUGGACACGCUGCCCCGCAUCGCCACUGCUCACUGCAAGGGUUCCGCAACACCGCCACACGCCCCACCUGCCGCACCCUCCCUGGGGGCAGCCGCGAAGCACAGGCUCGGGGGGCUGCUGGCCAAAGGCAAGGGGUGCUUUGGGGGCAGGAGGAGCGGGGAGAGCAGUGGGUGCAGCAGUGCAGCGGGCAUGCACACAGGGAGCGCGCAGGUGGGCAGCAAGGGCAAGGCGGUGAAGGAGUGGGAGUACGCCACGAGCGCCCUUUCUGAGACCGUGACUCUCGCGCACCGCUGCUGCGUGGUGCUGCUGCGCAGCCCCGACCUGCUGCUCUCGCGCCUCCUCGUCAUGGUGGCGAUGGGCGUGAUCAUGGGGACGCUCUUCCUGCACGCGGGGUUCGACACGGCGGGGCUGCAGAACCGCUUCGCCGUCACGGGCUUCACCAUCGCGCUCGUCUUCUACAACUCGCUCGACGCCCUCCCUAUCUUCUACCUCGAGCGUGUCAUCUUCGCCCGGGAGACCUCCAGAGGCGCGUACCGCACGGCGCCCUACGUGGCGGCCACUUUUCUCGUCACGCUACCGCUCUUCCUCCUCCUCUCCCUUGCCCUCGCUGCGCCGCUCUACUGGCUCGUGGGGCUCGCGCCCUCCGCAUCCGCCUUCGCGUUGUUUGUGGCCGUGCUGUGGCUGGCGUUUCUCCUGGCCAACGCAUUCGUGACUGUGCUGUCAGCGCUGCUGCCGUCGCACAUGGUGGCGGCCACCAUUGCCAGCUCCUGCUUCUCCUUCUUCCUGCUCUUCAGCGGCUUCUUCUUCAGCAAGGACGCCAUCCCCGGGUACUGGGUGUGGCUGUACCACGUGUCGCUCAUGCGCUACCCCAUGGAGCUGCUGCUGUGGGGCGAGUUCCACCUGGGUCUGGCCGCCGCCUGCUUCUCCACCUUCGCGCCCGCCGCCGGGGUGGGGUACACGGCAUCGGGCAGCAGCCAAGCGUGCGGGCUCACGGGCGCGGCGUACCUGGAUGCGCGGGGCUUCUCGGGCAUCAGCCCGGGGCGCAACGUGGCGGCCAUGGUGGCGUUCAUUGCUGCGCUGCGCGUCGUGCUGUACGUGGCGCUGAGGCGCCAUGCUGCCUCCACCAGAAAGUGACCAUGGCCCCCUUCUGCCGCUGCUGCAGUCGUUUCGCCUCGCGCUUAGAGGGUGUCUGUGGGCAGAAUUUGCUUAGUGUACAGCUUGUGCCAUUUAAAGCGAGGGUCUCAAGAAGUGCGAAACCAAAUCCAAGAGGUUUGGUUUUGGGUUCACGAAUUUAGCGAAACAGUAACAGCGCCCAAGCACCACCCCUCACCACAACUCGCAAUUUUCGACACCCCCCGAAACCAAAACCUUUGGAUUUGGUUUUCUGCUUCUUGAGACCCUCGCUUUAAAGUGUGAAAUAUUGAAUGUCCAUUCCAUUGGAGGACAUGUCAAACAUGUGUAUUUGUCAUGUUUGUAUAGACUGUAUAGGGUAGCCUCUUAGAGGGUACAACACUUAGGUAUAU